AUGGACAAUUCUGUCAGUGAUGCAACCACAUCAAAAGCAACAUCGACGGCUGUUAUUUCUAAAUUGUCAACUGCCUUUGUUUAUGAAGAUUUAGUCUUUCAUGCACACGCCAUUCGACAACAAAAUAUUGAAAUUGCGACACUUAUUGAUAAUAAAUAUAAAAAUGACAAGAAAAAACGUAAAGAAUUGAAAUCUCGUUCAUUAACAUUUGUCGAUCCCUAUGGAAAUCCAACAGCUAAUGCAUAUUUCGAUCAUGAAACCAUCAAUACAAUACAUAGCAAGUAUAAGAAAGAUUAUGUUCCGAAAUAUUUACAAAAAUGGAUAAAACUUGGAAAAAUGAAUCAAAACGGUAUUUCACCAUUUAAUGAAAAUGAACUCAAAUCGUCUGUAUCCGAACAUACUGAUGAUACUCAAAUAAGUACAGCAUGUUGGAAUGAAGGUCAAAGACUCAAAUCAGAUGGCACUAUCUUCUCAUAUAAAUUAUAUGAAGACACUUGUAUCAUCAUGGUAAAAGCAUUGGAAGAGAGCGCUUUCGGAGAAGCCUUGUUGAAUUAUCAACUUUUUGUGAAAAAUCUCACUGGAAAGACAAUCAUUAUUGAAGUGAAUCCUUCCAUGGAUAUAUCUACUGCCAAACAACUGAUUCAAGAUAUGGAAGGUAUUCCUUCAGAUCAACAACGUUUAAUAUUUGCGAGUAAAAAAUUAGAAGACGAGCGAACUCUCUCCGAUUACAACAUCCAAAACGGGAGUAUGUUUCACAUAGUAUUAUGUUUACGCGGUGGUAUGUAUCAUUUUACAAGUGGUCGACACGAUUUUGAUAAAAUACCAAGCGAAUCAGCCGAAGCAAUAAGAAAUGUUCUUGUAUUCGAAUUUGAGCAUACUGAUCAUCUUGAACAUUUGGCACCGGUUGAUGUACAAAAUUCUGUUUUACGAUCACAAGCCUUACUCUCAGAACUACUCUCUAAAAUUAAAAACUAUUCCGUGUCAAGCGAUGUUCCGAAUUUGAAAAAUAUUAUAUUGCCAAAUCUUAUUGAUAAUGAAGAUAAAGAUAGUGAUGAUUUGUUCGAUGAUAAAUGA
This is a messenger RNA of Rotaria socialis, 1074 nucleotides long. The record is from the annotation of a GenBank genome assembly. Lineage: Eukaryota; Metazoa; Rotifera; Eurotatoria; Philodinida; Philodinidae.